Messenger RNA from Chelmon rostratus (copperband butterflyfish), 1146 nucleotides. It is a transcript of the gene hao1, whose product is annotated as hydroxyacid oxidase (glycolate oxidase) 1. The coding region runs from base 25 to 1146 and encodes 373 amino acids. The record is from RefSeq and is a predicted model, not a curated record. Lineage: Eukaryota; Metazoa; Chordata; Actinopteri; Chaetodontiformes; Chaetodontidae. The transcript is spliced from 9 exons. Gene Ontology annotation, molecular function: oxidoreductase activity; FMN binding.
GUGUGUGUGUGUGUGUGUGUGUCGAUGUCGGGGCAGCGUGUGUGUGUGUCGGACUUUGAGGAGGAAGCCAGGAAAGUUCUUCCUAAAGCUGUGUACGACUACUACCGCUCAGGAGCUGAUGAGCAAAUCAGUCUGGCUGACAAUGUCUCUGCCUUUAACAGGUGGUGUCUUGUCCCUCGGGUGUUGAGGGACGUGUCCACAGUGGAUCUGUCCGUCUCUGUGCUGGGUCAGAAGCUCAGCAUGCCUCUCUGUGUUUCAGCUACAGCCAUGCAGAGGAUGGCUCAUCCCGAGGGAGAGACAGCUACAGCGAGAGCAUGCCAGUCAGUGGGAACAGGAAUGAUGCUGAGCUCCUGGGCCACCUCCACUGUAGAGGAAGUGAUGUCUGCGAUGACAGUCUCAGGCAGCAGCAGGGGUGUCCUGUGGCUGCAGCUUUACAUCUAUAAAGACCGAGAUCUCACACUAUCAUUGGUCCGCCGGGCAGAGGAAGUGGGCUAUCAGGCUAUCUUUGUUACUGUGGAUACGCCAUACCUGGGGAAGAGACGGGACGACAUGCGCAACCGCUUUAAACUGCCCCCACAUCUGAGUAUGUCUAACUUCUCCACAGCAUCCCUGGCUUUCUCUGAGGGAAACUAUGGCAAUGACAGUGGUUUGGCUGUUUAUGUUGCAAAAGCAAUAGACCCGUCUCUUUGCUGGGAUGACAUCACAUGGCUGAAAAAACAUACACGUCUGCCUGUGAUUGUGAAAGGAAUAAUGAAUGGUGAAGAUGCUCUCCAGGCUGUGAACUAUGGUGUUGAUGGCAUAAUGGUGUCCAAUCACGGAGCUCGACAACUGGAUGGAGUUCCUGCCACGAUAGAUGUCUUGGAGGAGGUAGUGAGGGCAGCACAGGGUCGCUGUGAUGUCUACAUGGAUGGAGGAGUGAGGCGUGGGACAGAUGUCUUGAAAGCCUUGGCUCUGGGAGCAAAGGCUGUCUUCAUUGGCCGACCAGUGCUAUGGGCCCUCGCCUGUCAGGGAGAAAAGGGGGUUACUGAGCUUCUACAAAUUCUAAAACAGGAGCUGCAACUGGCUAUGGCCUUGUCAGGUUGUCGUUCUAUAUCCGAGGUAAGCAGGUCCCUGGUCAGGAGAGUGGAGUUGACCUUCAGGAUGUGA